This is a messenger RNA of Scleropages formosus (Asian bonytongue), 5242 nucleotides long. RefSeq names its product leucine rich repeat containing 7 (gene lrrc7). Gene Ontology annotation, cellular component: postsynaptic membrane; postsynaptic density; basolateral plasma membrane. The transcript is spliced from 26 exons. Lineage: Eukaryota; Metazoa; Chordata; Actinopteri; Osteoglossiformes; Osteoglossidae. Gene Ontology annotation, molecular function: protein kinase binding. Gene Ontology annotation, biological process: establishment or maintenance of epithelial cell apical/basal polarity; neurotransmitter receptor transport, endosome to postsynaptic membrane; cell-cell adhesion. The record is from RefSeq and is a predicted model, not a curated record. Bases 22 to 4620 code for a protein of 1532 amino acids.
CUAUCAGUGCAGUGUCUGGAGAUGACAACUAAGAGGAAGAUCAUCGGCCGCCUGGUGCCUUGCCGAUGCUUCCGGGGAGAAGAGGAAGUCAUUUCCGUGCUGGACUACUCUCAUUGCAGCCUACAGCAGGUGCCCAAAGAGAUCUUCAGCUUUGAGCGCACACUGGAGGAACUUUAUCUGGAUGCCAACCAAAUUGAGGAGCUGCCCAAGCAACUCUUUAAUUGUCAAGCACUUCGGAAACUGAGCAUGCCUGACAAUGACCUCUCCAGUCUGCCAACCACCAUUGCAAGCCUUGUAAAUUUGAAGGAGUUAGACAUCAGUAAAAAUGGUAUUCAAGAAUUUCCAGAUAACAUAAAAUGUUGUAAAUGUCUAACGAUUGUGGAAGCCAGUGUCAACCCAAUUACCAAGCUCCCAGAUGGUUUCACACAACUCCUCAACCUGACCCAGCUCUUCUUAAACGAUGCCUUUCUGGAAUACCUCCCAGCAAACUUUGGGAGACUGUCUAAAUUACGGAUUCUGGAGCUACGCGAGAAUCACCUUAAAACCUUGCCAAAGUCAAUACAUAGGCUGACACAGCUGGAACGAUUAGAUUUGGGAAGCAAUGAAUUUGCUGAGCUGCCAGAGGUCCUGGAGCAGCUGCAUAACCUGAAGGAGCUAUGGAUGGACAACAACUCACUGCAGACAGUACCUGGUUCUAUAGGGAAGUUGAGGCAGCUAAGAUACCUGGACCUGGCCAAGAACAGAAUUGAGACCCUUGACUCUGAAAUCUCUGGGUGUGAGUCCUUGGAAGACCUCCUGCUUUCCUCUAACUUGCUGCAGCAGUUGCCUGAUUCUAUAGGGAUGUUGAAGAGGUUGACAACUCUGAAAGUUGAUGACAACCAGCUGACCUCACUGCCCAGCACCAUUGGAAGUUUAUCACUUUUAGAAGAGUUUGACUGUAGCUGUAAUGAACUGGAGUCCCUUCCUCCUACCAUUGGCUACCUACACAACCUUCGAACUUUCGCUGCAGAUGAGAACUUCCUUACAGAGUUGCCCAGAGAGAUUGGCAACUGUAAGAAUGUCACAGUCAUGUCCUUACGCUCCAACAAGCUGGAAUUCCUACCAGAAGAGAUUGGACAGAUGACCAAACUGCGGGUUCUCAACCUCAGCGACAACAGGUUAAAGAAUUUACCAUUUAGUUUCACAAAACUAAAGGAUCUUGCUGCACUUUGGUUAUCAGACAAUCAGUCCAAAGCCCUUAUCCCACUCCAAACAGAGGCCCACCCAGAGACCAAACAGAGAGUUCUCACCAACUACAUGUUUCCUCAACAGCCUCGGCAUGACGAAGACUAUCAGUCAGACAGUGACAGUUUUAACCCCACCCUUUGGGAGGAACAGAGGCAGCAACGGAUGACUGUGGCCUUUGAUUUUGAGGAUAAGAAGGAGGAAGAGGACAGUUCUGGAAAAGUCAAGGUGGAAAUCAAUCUAAAGCGCUACCCAACCCCUUAUCCAGAAGACCUGAAGAACAUGGUGAAGUCAGUGCAGAACUUGGUUGGAAAGACAUCUCAUGUUCUCAGCACAGAGAAGUGUUCGUCGGGCACAAACAUGGAGCACCACAGCACUGAAAAGUACGAGCCCAAGUGGCCCAUUGCACCCAAGGAGGUGACCGACAGAGACACCAAAGACUUCCCGAAAUCACAGAUGACAGAGCAGGGAAAAAUCCUGAACUCAGUGAUGGAGAUCCCAAAGCUCAAGGAGAAGGAGGAGUUGACAGAGAGCUCAGAGAUUUCUUUUCAUCGCAUCGAUACCAAGCUGCCACAGCCAGAGAAUAUGAACCUGUCUGUAGCAUCUUCCUGUUUCUGCCUCAUAGACUCCCUUGGAGGAUCUCCUAAUGACAUUCGCAUUUCUGACAUGAGACCGACCUUGGUCGAGACCCCUAUGUACAAACCAAAGGUGGUCUUAUUGGGCAAAGAGAAGAAAGAGUCUACGGAUGAAUCAGAUGCUGAUAAAACUCAUGGCCUCAACAACAGCGGCUCCUCGGCCACCUACUCAGACUAUUCCCCCUCUCAGGGCUCCUCAGGGUCCUCCAACCCCCCCGGCACUGUGACCGCCCUGCAGCCUGUGGGGAAAGAGGGAGCACCGCCAGCGCACUGGACAAACAGGCUGGCCCAGUCAUUCCCAAAGCCCAUAGAGUCCAAGCCAUUGCUAAGUCAGAGAGAGACCCCUCCUUCCAGCAGCCUGCAGCAAAGAAGUGAAAGGCGUCCUCUUAGCGACACCUUUGACAGCUGGAAUGAUACCUCUCACUAUGACAACACGGGUUUUGUUGCUGAGGAGCCCCCAGUGGAGACGUCAAGCAGUGGAAACCCCAUGUUGGGCUCCAAACCCAGGAGCUCCUCUGCGCAUGGCCGCCGGCCCCUGCUGCGGCAGGAGCGGAUAGUAGGGGUACCACUGGAGCUGGAACAGUCCCCCCACACCUUCCACCCUGUACGCAAUACACCUGAACCUGAGGCCCCUCCUCCUCCCACAAACCCAUGGCAGAACUGGACGAGGACCCCUAGCCCUUUUGAGGACCGCACAGCCUUCCCUUCCAAGCUGGAGAUCACCCCUGCCAAUAGCCCUAAUCCUGACCGUAAGGACUUUGAGCAGGAGAUAAGUGACUUGCCUGGAACCUUUCCUUCCACGGGAGCAUGGGGUUUCUUGGACUCUCGGGACUCAGGGAUGGCGCGGAGUCACUCUAACGUUUUCACACACGUACAGUGCAGGCCUGACUCUGCAAAAAGCAGCAUGGUCAUCAGUAAGAGCACGGAGAGGCUCUCGCCCAUGAUGAAGGAGGUAAAGGCAAAGUUCAAAAAGUCACAGAGUAUUGACGAGAUUGACAUUGGCUCUUACAAAGUAUAUAGCAUUCCCUUGGAUAGCUACAGCUCCAGCAUAGAAAAUCAAGGCAGUGUCGACAGGCCGGACCUCCCUCCUCCAAUGGAGCAGAGCAUGUCCCGGAGCCAGUCUGCGCCUAUGCUGGAUGAUGACCUAGAUGGCUUUGGAACUGGAAAAACUUUACAGCAACAGAAGCCUUCCAUCCCUAAAAAGGUUUAUCAGUUUGACCAAAGCUUCAACCCCCAGGGGGCUAUGGAGGUUUUGAAUCCUGAGAGGAGAGUCCCACCCCCUUUCCCCAACACCCCUGAGUAUGUGAAUCAACCAGGAAAGACCCUUCCAAAAGAACUGGUAAGUCCCAGGGGCUAUCGGGGCUAUCCCCCAGUGGAGCAGAUGUUUUCCUUCUCGCAGCCAUCCGUCAAUGAGGAUGCUGUUAGCCAGCCAUUCUCAAGCCAACGGUCUCGACCAGGCUUCCUGCGAAGGGCUGACUCCUUGGUCAGUUCCACAGAGAUGGCACUUUUCCGCAGGGUAGCUGAAGCCCAAGAGCUCCAGUUUAGUGACCGCUACACCAGACCACACUUCAAGGGAAUGUUAGAGCAUCAGAGCAGCUUGUCCCCUGUGGUGGACUCCCAGUUCCAUAGAAGGAAUGGUAGGUACGAGGAGGACUACUCGUCGCACCCGGAGCCUAAAAAGCCAAUCAUGGGCUACCCCACCAAGAGCCUGACUCAGAGGCGACCCCUGUCUGCCAGAAGCUACAGCACAGAGACCUAUGGUGCCUCACAGGCUCGGCCAGUGUCGGCUAGGCCCACAAUGGCAGCCUUGCUGGAGAAGAUGCCUUCGGAUUACAACCUGAGCACCUGUACUGAGAGAAGCACUGACACAGACAUGAAGCUCCGGUCCAUAGUGCAGAAACCCGAGGAUGUCUCCUCUAAAAUGCCAGUGGACUGGAGGCAGCAGCUGCUGAGACACAUAGAAGCGAAGAGAUUAGACCGGAGCGCUGCCCUUAAGCACAACACAGUAAACUUCGGCAUGCUGUAUUCUGGACGCUAUGCUGAUCCGCAUGCCAACAGAAGCAUGACCAUAAACUUUUACAAUAAUGCAAAGCAUGAAAACCAAACAACACAGUGGCUACCUCUUCCAAAUACCCCAUCGCAGCAGAGCAGCAUUCUAGAUAACGGUCAGGAGGAGCUCUCCCCAACCAGCCAGUGGGCUCCUUACUCGCUUGGCAGGAGGGAUGUACCACCAGAGAAUAUUGUAAAAAAGGCAGGUGGCCAUCCCCACCAGAUGCAGACAAUGGUCAUGACCUCAGUGUCCGCCACGCCACCACACCGCUCUGCCCGGGACCAGCAGUAUGAGGGACCCAUAAACAGGAUUUCCAUCCAGCAGUACCAGUCUCCACUACCCAUGCCCAUUUCUGCCACCAGCCCCCGGCCCCAGAGUGCCCGCUGCCUCAUUCAAACCAAGGGCCAGAAGAGCAUGGAUGGGUACCAGGAGCAGCUGUGUGUUCGGAUAGAGAAAAACCCAGGCUUGGGUUUCAGCAUCUCAGGGGGGAUCAGUGGGCAAGGGAACCCCUUCAAGCCUUCAGACAUGGGUAUCUUUGUUACUAGGGUACAGCCUGAUGGACCCGCCGCCAACAUUCUUCAGCCCGGGGACAAAAUUCUGAAGGCCAACGGACAUAGUUUUUUACACAUGGAGCAUGAAACGGCUGUCUCUCUGCUGAAGAAUUUCCAGAAAACUGUGGACUUGGUAAUCUUGAGGGAGAGCACAAUGUAAUUUUUUCUUUCUUUUUUAAAUCAUGACUUAUUACAACUAUGGAGUGCUGAGAUGUGCAUAAGUUACUCCAAUCUGUUUUUAUCUAGGAAUAGUAACAUUUGCCAAUUGCUGGACCAAUGGCAAAUAUUAGUGCCAAAUGUACUAUAAAGUCACGUGUUAAACAUUGAUCAAAUUGAAAGAACUGUUUAAAUAUUAUGUUGAUGUGAGUGCAAUUCAUUUACUGUGUCUCCAUCAGCCUCGGGCUGUAGAUUGGUGCAAUUAUUGAUUUUUUUGUAUAUUUCGUUUGGAUUCUUCUUUUACUUUCUAAUGUCCUAAUUUAUAAUUGUUUUUCAUUUUUUAUUUUAUGGAACUUUUAAUUUAUAUUUUGGCGCAUGAAAGCACAGUGGCUCUAGGAAUUACAUUCACCAUAAACACUGCCUCAACUGUGUGUAUGCCUUUUGUAAAUAUAUACAUUAAAAAUAUGAAAUUAAGGUUGGAGAGAAUUGAGUUCAGGAUGAUAAUGGAAGAAAUGUAUGUUUUCUUUACCAAAUAAUUUAUCUUGCAGUGCCAUUUUAAGACAUUAAAUACAAUCUGCUAAAAAUUUUUAAAUACAUUUUGAAAAUACCUUUAUGACCAUUUAUAC